Messenger RNA from Vanessa atalanta (red admiral), 2795 nucleotides. RefSeq lists its product as uncharacterized. The transcript has 2 exons. Bases 424 to 1299 code for a protein of 291 amino acids. Lineage: Eukaryota; Metazoa; Arthropoda; Insecta; Lepidoptera; Nymphalidae. The record is from RefSeq and is a predicted model, not a curated record.
UUGAAGAGCACAGAGUACUUAUUAUUAGUGAAUUAGUGUCAUUGGCUAGGUGGUGGUUCUUGAAAUCAGAAAAAUGUUUAUGUGAAUAAAUGAGAAACAUUUUUAGGAAGCCCUAUAAGUCAAAAAGUUAAGAGAAAUUCCUGACAGGCUCUUCUGUGUUAGUUUUGUAGUAUUUAAUUUUGUAGUCGACAAUUCGGAAUAAUUAUUGAUGCGAAUAAAUAUCUACAAUAAAACAUCGACGCGCGUUGAACUUUCGGUCUCGUUUUUAGCAUAUGUGUUUUUUAUUUCCAAUGUAUGGAUGUCUAAAUUUUAAUAAUAUACCAAGGACAUGUUCAUAAUAAAUCUUCAUCAGGCAAGAUAUUUGACAAUUUGUGCGGGCUUUGGAUCAUGCUCUAUUAUUGGCAAUGAACACUUGACCGCAACAUGGAACACCAAGAUGGAUGGAGUGGUGGAGAAACGACUGCAGCUGACAAUACUACCGAGCGCUCGCAGACCGAUCGGGAUCGAGUACGAAUUGAAUUCUAUGCUACCUACGACGUCAUGACCGGCGUGCGUAUAGCCGCUACCCUUGGCGGCUUUUUUGCACUAAUGGUCUUUUUAAUCGUUUAUAAGAGCCGGAGUAAAUCUGUGAAAGCUCUGAAUGAUCCAAAAAUCGUAGAAUUAGCCGAAGCGGUUGUGGCUGAAGAGCAAGCUGUAGAGGAAGAAAGGCAAUUGACGGCAGCUUUAGAGGAAGCGCGUUCGGAGCGAGCUCGUUCUCGCCCGUCGAUAGGAGAAAUGCCGCUGUGGACGAGAACUGCGCGGUUUGCUUCCUAUGGUGGAGGUUAUGGUAGCUUAUUAGCACCACCUCGGAGACUUUCAACUUUACGCGGUGAUUCGCUUCCCGGUUCAGCGCUAAGGUUUAGUGAAAGACGAGCCUCGGGAGGGCCUCGUGAUAGGCGAUUAAGCUCGGCUACAUGUUCGAGUUCAGGGAGUUCCUAUUUGGAAAGACGUGGUUCAUCAGUUGUGUGCUCUUUACCGGAACGCCGGUUGUCACCCUGUCCUAGUGAACGGCUCGCGCCGCUGGCAUCGGUCGGUAGCGUGGGUCCGUCGUUUGUGGUGGAAUGUGACCUUGCAUCAGUAGGUGCGGAUUCUGUAUUUGCAGAAGAUGAUGCGGACUCUACAGACGAUGAGGUGGAGCAGUUUUCGACUGAUAGCGGUGGGCCUGAAGCCGGCACGUCCGAGUGUACGGAACUCACAAGUCGGCCGGUACUCCCCAUGCGUAUCGAUCGCGCUUCGCACUCUCGUGAAACGUUAUUCUAGUCGCCGGCGCUUUUCGCUGGAUGUUAUAUGUUAUUUAAAUGUUGAGAUGUCGACUUUUUCGUAUUAAUAUAAUUUUUAUAUAAAUAGAAACAUAUCAAUGUCAGAAUUAUUUGACCUAUAUUAAUUUUCGGGCAAGGAGUUCAUGACCGAUUAAAUCAAUUCACGAUGCCAAACUCUUGUUUAAACAUUUUUUAUAUAUAAGGCUAAAAAUCUUUUUAUUACUCCGUUAUGCGAACAAAUAUACUGCUUGUGCCUACGUUUAAUAUAUUUUCACUAAAGUCACGAUUUUCCAACGUAAAUAUAAAACUAUUAAUACGAAUGCGUCGAUAUUUUGAUGUUAAUUGUAUUGUGUAAAUAAUUUGUUUUGUUAAUAAAUUCAUGUAUCGCAAUGUUAAUGUUUCAGAUCAUGAUAGAUUAUUUUCGCGAAUUGAAUUCGGCUCGCGGCAGUUAGUUUAAAAAUGUCUGAAACUGAAUAUCGAAGCUUACUAGUCAAACUCUGAUGCUUUAUAUGUUACCUAGUAUAUAGAAUUAUAUGUACUUAAAAGUAUUAUUUUCGAAUCGGUACUCAUUUUCUAUGAAAUGGUCAAAGAUACGAGAAGACAUAUAUUUUUUGCGAAUAUUAUUUUCUACACGAAACAGGCUUCUCUAAAACCCAUAAAAUAUUUCGAGAGUAUGAAUAUUUCAAAUAAAAAGGGAACUUUUAAAUCACCGGCGUGAUAGCAAUAUUUUUUUUGUUAAAUUUUUCUAUUUCAUUGUUGUACGUGGGGUUUCGAUACAAAACUGGUAAUGUCACCAACUAGUGUUCUUUUUUAAAAAUAUUAGAUAAAGUAAUGAUCUGCCGAAUUAGUCUUUAAAAGGCGCAUUAAUAUACUUAAUUGUAAUGAUUAGUGUCAGACCAGGUUUGUUUUUAUUUAUUAAUUUAUUUUCUAUUUAAUACUAAAAUAACAAUAUGUGUUCAUUUAAAAAGUUAUAUACGAAACGUUUUGAACGAACGUGAACGAACGUGAAUCGUUACGGGCUGGUUUCAGUUGGUUGAAUAUAAAUUUUACUUUUUGGGAAGCAGCACCUACGUUUCAUUUGUGUGACCUGAAUCGCAACCGAGUCGCAAACUAUUUCCAUACGGUCCUGCUGCAUGAAAACAGUCUAAUACAUUGUCGAAUAUGACCCAAGUUUACUUUUCAUUUGAACGCAAAUUUUCUUAAAUUUGAUUAACCUUUGGAAACACGCACAAGGUAACUUAAUCUUAAAUAGUUUAUUUACUUUUCGGACAAUAAAAUUACAUUUAAAAUAUCUGAUUAGUUUUCGUGAUAGACGAAACUCAGCUUCGCGCUGGUGCAAUUGUUUUCUUGAAAAAAUAAUGGCCGUAAAACAUAGGACAUAUAAAUUUAGCUCGACUGGGUAGGUACCACCCACCACUCAUCAUAUAUUAUACUGCCACACGGCAAUACUUAGUUUUGUUGUGUUCCAAUUGGAAGGGCGAGUGAGCCAGUGUAACU